AGGUGUGACAGAUGCCGAAAAAAGAACUUGAAGUGCGACAGAGCCAUGCCUUCGUGUCAGAAUUGCGAAGGACUCAAGGAAUGCAAGUAUACUUUGCAAAACCAUUCACACAGAGGAAUACCCAGGUGCGCUACAUGUCAAAAGUAUGGCUUGAAGUGUGACAGAGAUAUGCCGGCCUGCAAUCAAUGUCAACUUCAAGGCAAGCCUUCCCAAUGUGCAUACCUGCCCAGAAGGCGACGGAAUGCAGAAGAAAAAAUAACUUUCGAAGAUGAUAUUGGAACAACCGCGGGCACUAUUUUGAAAUUUGGAUUUGUCGAUCAGAAUACAAAUGACUAUGAGCCCUCACAGUCCAAUAUACAAGACCAGGCUCCUUCGAGUGUGUCAACGCCGAUCCGAAGAUUCACCACCACGAGUCCUUCUGACUAUCAAGGAGGGUCAAGUAGUAGUCAUCGUGACAGCGAUGCGCGCUCUACCCGAGGUUCUGUUCGAAGCGGCUCAACUUCCUCCGCCAGCCGCCUUCAACAGAGCUCUAACGGUAAUGCGAUCUUCACUAGAUCGCAGCGUUCGCUUCCGCAAUUUUCUCCUCUACCUUCGGUCAUUCUCCGAACGUUGUCGGAAAAACAAGAGGCAGAGAUGCCAGAUCGUGAAGCUUUCAACAAAAGCAUAAAGGUCUUCCUGAAAACCCUAAUGCCAGAAAUGCAAGAGAGCGCGAGUCUCUCUCCUGCUACUUAUGCGGGAGUGGCGAAAUACUUGGUUACAGGCGAAAUACCACCACAUGCGUCACCAUAUCUACAAACAUGGAUGACUACUCAUCGACUACUCCCAGGCUCUCAAACGCAUCCCCUCAUCCUUAUACCUCGCGAUCCUAUACCGGAAAAUCUAGCUAUUAGCUUGCAGGAGUACCAAGCUGAUCCUGUGCGCUAUACACAUGGAGAUGGCACCACACUUCCGGAACAAAGUAUCUUUGACCGUCUGCCAGUUCAGGAUGAACUGUACGAUAUUCUAGCCUAUGCCCACCGGGCACACAAGAACUCCAAUAUCAUGACGGACGAAGUAAGGCAAUCGGGUUUUGCUCAUAUCACUUGGCCAAUGGCAGACAUUUUUGUCCGUUUGUGCCCCGUGUGCGCACCGAGGGAUUCCGAUCCCGGAGAGUCCCUCGAAAACGACGACUAA
This is a messenger RNA of Lentinula edodes (shiitake mushroom), 1173 nucleotides long. RefSeq lists its product as uncharacterized. The annotation marks the transcript as partial. The record is from RefSeq and is a predicted model, not a curated record. Gene Ontology annotation, molecular function: zinc ion binding; DNA-binding transcription activator activity, RNA polymerase II-specific. Gene Ontology annotation, biological process: regulation of transcription by RNA polymerase II. NCBI's taxonomy places the organism in Eukaryota, Fungi, Basidiomycota, Agaricomycetes, Agaricales, Omphalotaceae. The transcript has 4 exons.